Molecule: messenger RNA, 2889 nt
Organism: Liolophura sinensis
Lineage: Eukaryota; Metazoa; Mollusca; Polyplacophora; Chitonida; Chitonidae
Product: neogenin-like
Exons: 13
Coding region: 1-2889 (962 amino acids)
Molecular function (GO): protein binding
Source: RefSeq, a predicted model, not a curated record
AUGGGGUUAAGUUCUGUUGUUUCAGAGGGAAGUCCGACAAAUCCGCCUAGGGACGUGAAGGUGACGGUGUUGUCGGAGACGGACGUGCGGAUCACCUGGAAGGAACCUGCCCUGCCCUCCCCUCGGCCCACCUCCUACACCAUCACACGAAACAUCGUGGAUGAAACGGAUCGCCCUCAGGAUUUCUUCAACAUUGAACUAGCUCAGUCUAAGACCAGUUUCAAGGUGCAGGGACUGAAACCUUACACCACGUUUGCAUUCCACGUGCGAGCGUUCAAUAGCAAGGGAAGUAGUCCUGCCUCUGAAGUCGUCUAUGCUACAACAGAAGAAUCUGUCCCAAUAACCUAUCCAAAGAUACUCGAACUUACCACACCAACGCCUAACUCCAUCCUAGUUACCUGGCAACCAUUGACAAAAGCGGAGGCAAGGGGCAAGGUCGACCAUUACAUGAUCUUCUACCGCUGGAACUCAACAACAAGCAGCGCGAAGGUGUCCCCCGAUAAACACUCUCACACACUCACACACACCCAUCCCAACACCAUCUACAGUAUCCGGGUGCUGGGAGCCACAGCUAAGGGAUUCCCUCCCGUGGACAAGCUGAACCAGCCUUGGGAGAAGAUUACCACCCCACGACAGCCCACUCAAAAUGGCAACCUUGAUUUAGAGGUCACACGCUUGAACAACUCUGCCAUCUCCGUCAGCUGGAGGGUUCUUUCCAAGGAAGAGGAAGUCAGUGGAUAUCAGGUGAUCUUGGAGAAAGCCAUUGGCAGGGAACAGCUGGGGCCUUUCAGGAUACCAGCCUCUCAAAACUCCUCCGUAUUCACAAAUCUAGAGAACAACACCUGGUAUGAGGUUACAGUUGAAGCCUUCAGCACGGCAGGUGUGUUCAGCAAGACAAAGAGUGUGAGCACUCGGUCUCCCGUGGAUCUGCCUCCCCCACCCCAGGAACUGGACGGAGAGGCUCUGUCAGCCAACAGUAUCAAGGUGAACUGGAAACCCCCUCCGACGGACAUGACCAUAGACUCCUACACGGUCAACUACACUGUGUCAGACAGCUUGGACAUGAAGCCCAAUCUGACCAACAGCAAGAGUGUGCAAAGCACGUCUCAGAAUGUGAUUAUCAGUGGUUUGAAACCAUACACUUCCUACAGAAUUUCUGUGAAGAGUCAUACGAAGGGCAGCUCUGGAGAAUUCUCUAACCCCAUCCUUGUCAGAACUGCUGAAGGCGUUCCCUCAGCCCCCGUGGAUAUUGAGUGGACGCUCAAAACCCCGACGGAAAUCCGAAUCUCAUGGAGUCCACCUCGAAACACAAAUGGCAAGAUCGUAUCCUACGAGAUUAGCUACAGGGACAAACAGACUGAGGACUGGAAAAAGAUCAUUCAGAAUGGCUCGGCAAGUUCGCACUCUGUGAAGGAAUUAUACAAGAAGGAGUAUUUGUUCAAAGUCAGGGCUGUGACAAGCAAAGGAGCUGGGAAUUUCUCUACCAUCUUACCUGUGCUGAUCCCUGGAAAAGCCAGUACCUUGGCCCCUUCUCCUCCAACUGAAAGUACACUAAGGGAGCCAGUGUUUGACAUGAAGCUGGUAAUCAUCAUCUGCCUGGUGAUAGCUGCCAUUAUCAUCGCCAUAUUUGUGGUGGUGAUUAUCAUCAGAUACCGGUGUUUCAAUGCAUGCGGCCGUCGACCACCCCGACGUGCCCAUAGCAACCAUCGUCCUCCAGUUUGCGCUGGUAACGGAAAUCUUAACCACCACAGCAGUCACCAUGCCAACGGCCACGCCGUUCAAGUGCCCGCUGAUGAAGUCCAGCUAGAUACCUACUUCAACAUUCUGCCCACGCUGCCGGAGAACGAAAACCUGGAUGCUAAGGGUGGCGGAAAUGUGGUUGUGCGACCUCCUGCCUUUAAAAACGGCUUCACUAUCCCCAGUGAUUACCACAACGGCCAUAUGCACAAUAACAUACAUGCUGUGGAAGAAGACAAGGUUCGAGAGCCCUUGCUAUGUAAGAUGAGUGGCAAGAGCAAAGUGCCAGAUGGGAGGAGCUCUGUUGCUAAGGAGAGGACACUUGGUGACUCCUUGGAAGAUAUCGACCAUGGAGAUGCUGAUGUCUCCCAGGGUCCGGAGGAGGUUGACCUGGAUGAUUCGUCAACACCGUUGGUGUCAAAGUCCGCGCGCCGCGAGGAGGCAAAGUCGACGCACGGCACCACUACCUCACCCAGCGGUGGUGCGCUGGACCUCAGGAGGGGAGAUAACCGUGUCAUAGACGGGAUUGCUGACGCGAAGGGGAGUGGCACGUCUUCAAAUCAGGGACGCACUUUGCGAGGUGACUCCCAGAAAGCAGCGGGUCCGGAGGCGGGCUCAGGGGAGGAGUCACAGGGAGGAGGGGGAGGAGCAUCAGUGGCCAUGGGCCGGUUCUCAGGAAGCUCAGUGGAUGAGCCCAGUUUACCUCUGUCAGAGUAUCAGUCCAAUCAGACUUCUCAUCACAGCCAAGUGGGCGGGGCUGGCGGUGGGUUGGCUCCUCCCCUGGCCCCUCCCCCCCUGACAGGCAGCACACGUCCUCCGUCAAGUGGCGUCACUUUCACCUCUACCUCUGUACCUCAGGGCUUGUCCCAGCAACAACAACAACAACCAGGAGAAUCAUCAACACACCACACCAGUAACCUCAGUGACAGCACGUAUUCUCAGAGACUCCCAGGCCCUGCUGCUGACAUGGCCGCCGGCCAGCCUCAUAUCGCCACGGCAACCGGAGUCCCCUCAGGCCACACGGGUAACGCAGGCCUUGGCGACGUAGAACUUUCCUUAAAACCGAGCAACCUCGCCCUUCCCUUGGCAGCCGUGUCCGAUGGCACGUCCACGACCGGCGACGACAACAGACGUCCUCAGGCCAGUGCGUGA